This is a messenger RNA of Caenorhabditis bovis, 915 nucleotides long. Lineage: Eukaryota; Metazoa; Nematoda; Chromadorea; Rhabditida; Rhabditidae. The record is from the annotation of a GenBank genome assembly.
AUGAAGCGGAUUCAGGAGAUUCGCGACCAUCUCAAAUGUCUCGAGGAUUUCGAGAAUCAUCUCGAACAGUGCGAUGAGUGGAACGCCGUCGCACAGGACAUUAUUCAGAAGCUCACACUGCUCCGACGCGACUGCGAUCGAUCGCUGACACCGCCGCAUUCGGCGUCGUCAUCGGGGGCGAGCAUCUAUUCGGCACCCGACAACUCGUUCAACGCCACCGACACCGUCUACGAGGAGGCCGCCGACGCCUACGAUCGCCAAAUCUAUUCGCGAUGCGUUCGAAUCGUCGAGACGGCGAAUCGCGAGUCGCCCGUCGAAAUGUGCCUCAUCUCGUUGGCGCAUCACUCGUACGCCGAAAUGGUCAACGCCGCCGACGCGUCGUCCGACGACGCCGUCAAAUUCGCCACCUGGUGGGCCGAGUUUCUAGAUUCGGUAGAAGCCGGCCGAGCGCAUCACGAGAAGAUCGAGCUUCUCGAUUAUGAAGCGAUCGCCUUGGAGCGCCUAUUCAGAAUCCGACAGCGUCAGGGCAAGUGUGUCGACGAGAAUGUCGAGAAGCUUCUCGAGGUGGUCAUUCGAAGCUUCGAAAUGGUCAGCCUCAUCAAUCGGCCCUAUCAUCUGAUGGCAAUUCAACGCCUUCUACGCCUCGCCAAUAUUCUCGAAGGCGUCGAGAUCGACAAUGGUGGGUGUGAGCACGACACCAACAACAAGACGGCAAACUUUUUUGCAGAAUCGACGAGAAUGGCGAAAAGUGCGCUCGAGAGCGGCCUCGAAGCGAUCGUCGCUGAUCGCCGAAAAUUUGUCGCCGAAAAUUCGGGCGCCGAUUUUCGGUGCGACGAGUGUGUGCGCCAAAUUCUCGAUCUCGAAAUGAUCGCCGACGAGAAUUUUCCCGAAAUCGACAUUGUCGUGCGCCUUUAA